Molecule: messenger RNA, 150 nt
Organism: Paramecium sonneborni
Lineage: Eukaryota; Ciliophora; Oligohymenophorea; Peniculida; Parameciidae
Source: the annotation of a GenBank genome assembly
AUGCUACUUGAUUCCCUGUUAGUGCAAUUCAACAAGUUUAAUUAUAUAUUUAACCAAAAUCUUAAAGAAUAUAACAGAGAAUUAGAAUUAGAACUAAGUAAAUAAGCCAGAUAAAUUAUAUAUAUUAUUAAGUUCAGCUAUAAAUUUUGA